Molecule: messenger RNA, 414 nt
Organism: Akanthomyces muscarius
Lineage: Eukaryota; Fungi; Ascomycota; Sordariomycetes; Hypocreales; Cordycipitaceae
Exons: 3
Coding region: 1-414 (137 amino acids)
Source: RefSeq, a predicted model, not a curated record
AUGCACAUACCAAAACAAGAUUCUUUGAGAAAGACCCUGAACCAUGAAAACCUUCGCCGUUGCCACCCUCGCCGCGCUCCUCGGCAGCAGCGCCCAGGCCGCCGUCGCCCAACCCCGUCCCAGUUCCAGGAGCUGUCCCUCGGCGCGCCGCAGGACGUGCUCGCCGGCGACUACAUCAACAUGUGGUUCCGUCUGAACAUUGACCAGUUCCAGGCGCCGCACGCCGCCUUUUCCGAGGACGCGUGGGUCGUCUUCCACACCUAUCUGAAGAACCAUACGGGUGCGGUGGCCGGCACGGAUCUGUCGUGGUGGGUGGUGGAUCUCUACAUGAACACGGCCAAGGCGGGCGGUUAUUACCACGGUAAUGAUACGAGCGUGAGCCACUCGAGGGUUUUCAAUGCCAAGUCGAAAUAG